AUGCCACGCACGCGCUCUUCUGCUCCUUCAGAGCAAUCUAAGUCUGUUCCUGAGCAGCAGACGAAAGCAUUGACGGCUGCCGAGAAGCCCAGCAAGACGUUUAUCCUUCCGUCCAAUACCAGCGCCAACGCGCGUCUACUCUCCCUACCGAACCCACAGUCUGGCGAGCCGUCUCGCUACUUCUUCUGCCCAGAACGCGAUGAAAAGUCGCCCGCGAAGGCAUCGAUUGUCAAGAAGGCUGAAUUGCUGGUCGCAACACCAAUUGAUGCAGCCUUUUUCCUGAUUCCCCUGCUUUCGCCCUCUACAAAGUCUGGACAGUCACUUUUCCAGCCGCUAGACGACAUAAUUGACUCGAAUGAUGACCUACACCCACAUUUCCGCCAUGUCCUCUACGAUGAAACAUUCCGCAAAUCGCUCCUUGCGCGUGCCGAGGCCAUCUGUGAUACUGUGGAGGCUGGUGAUGAAAACAUGUUCCGGUUCAGCGAGGCCAAGCUUCUCAAGGAAUUGCUCGCCAAGGCAGAACGCAUGGCUUCGCAUGGGCUACCUGCGAGUUUGGAGGAGCGGUUUGUUCGACAGGCAUUGGCGGCUCCGUUGAUGUCGGUCAAGCGCAACGAUGCGUUGACAAUCCAGGGCUCACAGGAUAAAGAUGCCAGCCCAAUCGAAUUGGAUGAGAGCUCAGACUCGCCGUCGGCUACUACUGCAACUCCUUCAGUGUCGACGCCUGCAGGUGAAACCACUCCUGUGCCCCAGCCUGCCGGUGAAGAAUCGGACGAUAUCCGCCGCUUGCAACGUAUCUCUGUUGCAUUGUCUUUCAUGAAAGAGUCAUAUCUGCCAUCCGCUCUGUCCUCUCGAAUUGAUGAACUACUCGCCUCGCAAGAUUCACCCUUGGACCUCAAGCCAUUGACCAACCGUCUCAAGGAGCUUGCCACUCUACGCGCAGAGGCCAUCGCUUCGCGUGGCGUGUCCGACUUCAGCCGCAAGCGUGGAUUAGAGGACGAAGAGAUUGAGAAUCGGGCUGAAACGAAGCGGCGAAAAGAGGAAGAGGAGAAGAAAGCGAAGGCCUCUGAGUCGCGUGGCGUGCGUGAUUUGAAGAAAGUCAACACAACUGGCAUGAAGAAAAUGAGUGACUUCUUCGGAAAGGCUGCUGUUAAGAAGAAGACCUGA
Messenger RNA from Penicillium subrubescens, 1164 nucleotides. RefSeq lists its product as uncharacterized. The record is from RefSeq and is a predicted model, not a curated record. Gene Ontology annotation, biological process: RNA catabolic process; ribonucleotide metabolic process. Gene Ontology annotation, cellular component: nucleoplasm; ribonuclease H2 complex. The transcript has 2 exons. NCBI's taxonomy places the organism in Eukaryota, Fungi, Ascomycota, Eurotiomycetes, Eurotiales, Aspergillaceae. Bases 1 to 1164 code for a protein of 387 amino acids.